This is a messenger RNA of Sphaeramia orbicularis (orbiculate cardinalfish), 1405 nucleotides long. It is a transcript of the gene mrpl23, whose product is annotated as mitochondrial ribosomal protein L23. Gene Ontology annotation, cellular component: ribosome; mitochondrial large ribosomal subunit. The record is from RefSeq and is a predicted model, not a curated record. NCBI's taxonomy places the organism in Eukaryota, Metazoa, Chordata, Actinopteri, Kurtiformes, Apogonidae. Gene Ontology annotation, biological process: mitochondrial translation. The coding region runs from base 96 to 560 and encodes 154 amino acids. The transcript has 5 exons. Gene Ontology annotation, molecular function: structural constituent of ribosome.
CGGAAGUACUUCAAUACACGUGUAGCGUUUGACAACCUUGAAAAGACUACAAAACAACAAACUGCAGCGGAUGUGUAAAAGCUAGCGUUUACGUGAUGCCGGUGACACGAAUAUUCUAUCCCCUGUAUCAGCUGGGUAACCCACAGCUGAGGCUCUUCAGACCCAACUGGUUCCUGACUCUGGUUAGGCCCGGAAAAGAGCAGCCUCCUGACACUGUCCAGUUUCGCAUCCCAAUGGAGAUGACCAAGUGUGAUGUAAAGAGUUACCUGGAGAAGAUUUAUAAUGUCCCCGUGGGAGUUGUACGGACCAGGAUUCAAUUUGGGUCCAAUAAGAAGAGGAAUCACCUGAACCAGAGGGUUAAACAGCCGGACUAUAAAGUAGCGUACGUUCAGCUGGCUCAGGGCCAGACGUUCACCUUCCCAGACAUUUUCCCAGAAAAGGACAGGACGCCGACGGAGGGCUCCAUGGAAGAGAUGCAGGAGAAGUUCAUGGAGGACGAGAAGCAGAGGCAGAAACUCGACCCCAGGAGAGGAGGGGUCACUGAAUGGUUUGGACUCUGAGACAGCCCACUGACCGGGAAGUCGGUGCGCGUUGUGUGCGCGUGGGUGUUUCAUUGGGAGUAGCAUUUAUUGAUUUACAACUGGACUGCGGUGAUGUCAACUUCUAUUUCUGUAAGAAAACUCACAAGUGUGUAGCGAAGAAGAAUGAGCAUACAAUAUGUGUAGGAGUGUGGACGUGUGUUUGGUGUGUGUGUGUGUGUGUGUGUGUGUGUGUGUGUAUGAGAGACUUAGCGAGGCUUGAGUGCAGACCAGAGCCAGAACAGAAUCAGAAGGAGGAGGAGAGUGGCCUGGCGCCAUCUUUUAUGAAACCAGCCCACCAUACAGAAUCUUCAUUACCUCAAAUGACCUGCUUUUAUUCCCUCCUUCUCUUCAUCCUACUUCUUUUAUUAUCAUUUCUCUUUCUCCUUCUUACUUCUGCACCUCCUCUUUCUGUGCCAGUGGUCUUCCUUUUAAUUUCCUACUUGUUUGUCUCCUCUGAUGUCCCACUUCUGCUUUUCCUGCUCCACCACUGCCAUGCUUACUAGAGGUACGGUGUGGUAGCCCUGACUCUCAGCCAGUUGGAUCAGACUACCUGGACAACCCACAUCCUUUCCUCUUUUAUGAGUUUGCCUUGGAUUAAUUGACCACUUUAGGUAAACAACUAUUGAGAUGUUGUUUCAGCAAAGCAACAACAUGGAAUUUGUUGGAGUGUUUUAUUAUUUUGUGGUAACACCUCUUGCCAUAACCAUGAGAAAAGAUUGUACCCUGUGUUUGUCUGUGUUUGCCUAGCGUGCAGGUCUGCCAGUGAAUCUGUCUAAUUGUAAGUGCUGUUGAAAUAAGAACUAAUAAACGGUCACUUGUCCAAG